UUUAACCUUUUCUCUAGAUGUCUUGAGCUGUCUCACACCCACUUUGAGAUCAACUACAUGCAUGUGUGUGACUUUAAAUGCCAUGGGAAAAGUGGGUCAGCCAGGGAGGCAGAGAGGGGGGAAGCACUAGUUAAAGGAGAGGCGGAACAUGGAGAGGAAUCCUCCGCAGACCUUGAACUACAGUAACAAGUGGUCACUUGAGUAAUCUGUGGUGAUUCAAAGAGAAAUAUACAUUCCCAAAAUGGCAAACCCCCCCAGAGAAGUGCUCGAGGAUGUCAAAAAACAAAGUUUCUGGAUGCCGGGGAAUUUCGUGAGAACGGUGCACCGAACUGAUCAGUCAUUUCAGGCUUGCAAUGACAUAGUGGCGUGCUUUGCGGAGAGAGCAAAGGUGGAGAAGCAGUACGCCCAGCAGCUCAGUCAGUGGAGCAACAAGUGGAAGUCAAUUGUAGAUUCACGGCCACUUUAUGGCUCCCUCAUGAGGGCGUGGCAAUGUUUCUUCACCUCCACUGAACGUUUGUCCGCCCUCCACUCCUCCAUCUCCCAGUCCCUGGUUGAGGAGGAAGGGGAGCGAGUGAAAACCUGGCAGAAAGAGACUUUCCCCAAGAAGCUCUUUUGUGGCUUCAAGGAGAGCUACGACAACAGGACAAGUUUUUCACGUGCGCAGAAACCCUGGUCCAAAAAGCUACAGAAGCUGGAGAAAGCUCGAGUUGCAUACCACAAGUCUUGUCAGAGAGAACAAGUCGCCCUUGACAAAGAGAAACAAGCAAAUGAGAACUCUGAGAUGAGUGAGGAGAAAAAGCAGAAGCACUCUGAAGCCAGAGAAAAGGCCACAGAGGAGAAGGAAAAGGCAAGAGAUCAAUACGAAAAGGGGCUGGAGGAAGUGACAUCCUAUACGCCUCGUUACAUGGAGGAGAUGGAGGCCAUUUUUGAACAGUCGCAGGAGGAAGAAGGGAAGAGAAUCAACUUUUUGAAGCAAGUCUUCCUCUCGAUCCACAGACAUCUGGACAUCACCAACAAUGAGAGUGUGAAAGCAGUUUACAGCGAGCUCCAUCAGACUCUGAUGUCUAUAGAUGAACAAGAUGAUCUGAAAUGGUGGAAGAACAAUAAUGGUCCAGGAAUGCCAACAGAUUGGCCAAAGAUUGAGGAAUGGGUCCCACCAGUAAAAAAGCUCAAGAGAAAGAAGAGAGAUCGAAAAGGAAAAGAAAGCCGACCAGUGAUGAUUGGGGGCGUUAAGGUGCGAGCUUUGUACGACUACAUUGGUGAGGAGGGCGAUGAGCUGUCCUUUAAAACAGGUGAAGUCUUCUUGAAGGUUGAGGAGGAAGAUGACCAAGGCUGGUGUCGUGGGGUGCUGAGUGGAGGGAAGGAGGGCUUCUAUCCAGCCAAUUAUGUUGAAGUCGUGGAGUGAUGUCACAUUAGCCAAUACAUGAAGUCCUGGAAUGUUUUCCCAUAAAAAAUAUGUUUUUUUAAUUUAAAAAAAUAUUAUAUUAUUGACAUGAUUGAGCAUCUAACGAGUGUUUCUGCUAAAGUUAGGCUGUAAUUGUGUCACUAUUGAACAAUAAAUGUCAAGGCCUUAAUAUUUGAAUUUAGUACUGCAGCAUGAAUUAGCUUAUUGAGGGUAUUUUUUUACUUGUGCACGUGUGUGGUUUUUGCAUGUAAAAGAAGCAAAAAAAGGAUUAAUUCACCACAACCAUCUUUACGUCCUUGUAAAGAGAAUUAAGUCAACAAUGAUAAGGUUUACAAUGUUUGCAUGGGGUGUUUAUGUUUACUUCCUCGUAUUUAAUAAAACCUCACAGACAUGAUCUUAAAAGUAUGGAUUUCCACAAUAAAAGCAUUGUUUGUUGUA
Messenger RNA from Oryzias melastigma (Indian medaka), 1843 nucleotides. RefSeq names its product protein kinase C and casein kinase substrate in neurons 2 protein. The coding region runs from base 242 to 1405 and encodes 387 amino acids. Gene Ontology annotation, molecular function: phospholipid binding; protein binding. Lineage: Eukaryota; Metazoa; Chordata; Actinopteri; Beloniformes; Adrianichthyidae. The record is from RefSeq and is a predicted model, not a curated record. Gene Ontology annotation, cellular component: cytoplasm; endosome; plasma membrane. The transcript is spliced from 10 exons. Gene Ontology annotation, biological process: regulation of endocytosis; cytoskeleton organization; plasma membrane tubulation.